AUGGGAUUGUUGCCAGAUCAGAAAGUCACCAACAAACUUCGCCACUAUCAGCUGAUGGCUUUCUGUUUGUUGAUUUUUUGUGUCAUUUUGCUGUUCGGCACGAUAGCAGUCAGUGUCUACUUUUCUUUGUUUUAUCGUGAGAAUAAUGAAAGAGAGCUGAAGCAGUUAAAAGAAAACCAAACAACUCUACUGGAGAUCAUUCACAAGCUGACAGACCUCAACAACACACUCAGCUCAGAAAAUGAAGGGUUGAGGAGAGACAACGAUAAUCAGACAGUCAUCAUUGGAAACCUGACACAGGAAUAUAAAGUCUCAGAAUUGAAGAUCGCAGACCUGACUGACGAAAACAACAAACUAACUGUGGAUAAGCAGCAGCUGGAGACACAAAACCAACAGCUGGAGAAAGAGAAGAACAACUUAACAGAACAAAUACGAAACAUAGAGAACAACGUUACUGUAGCCCAGCAGAUCAUUGUUGCCUACUGCCCAAUAAAAGAUGAAAACAGACAGUGUAAACCUUGCCAAAAUGGCUGGCUGCACCACCAGUCCAACUGUUAUGUAAUCCAUAACGCUGAUCCUGCUGAUCAGAAAACCUGGGAGAUAGCUCGAGAGAUCUGCAGAGCAAAGAAAUCAGACUUGGCUGUAAUAGUUAAUGAAGAUGAAAAGACAUUCAUCAGAGAUAACAGUUAUGAAACAGAAGGACUCACUGGCUACUGGAUUGGACUGAGAGCUGAAGCAGAGAAAUGGAAGUGGAUCAAUGGAAGUUAUCUGACUAAAACAUCCUGGAUGACACAACCUGCUAACAACGGCUACUGUGCAAUUUCUGUCAAAAACCAAGAAUGGAGUUCAGUCAGCUGUGGAAACAAAAACGGUUGGAUCUGCAAAAAGGCGGCUUUAUCUGUUUAAACAGUGAGAAGCCUCACAUGAGAAGGUUACUGGAUACUUUGUAAAGAUUAAUAACAUGUAAGAUCAUAUCAACUGGAUUGUAAAUAUCAAUACAAAGAGUUUUUUAUUCAGAAUAUGGGAUUUUUUUUCUCCAAGCUAUUAAUGUGCUCUAUGCGUGUGUGUGUGCU
Messenger RNA from Scomber japonicus (chub mackerel), 1073 nucleotides. RefSeq names its product C-type lectin domain family 4 member G-like. NCBI's taxonomy places the organism in Eukaryota, Metazoa, Chordata, Actinopteri, Scombriformes, Scombridae. The coding region runs from base 1 to 906 and encodes 301 amino acids. The record is from RefSeq and is a predicted model, not a curated record. The transcript is spliced from 6 exons.